Molecule: messenger RNA, 453 nt
Organism: Mesocricetus auratus (golden hamster)
Lineage: Eukaryota; Metazoa; Chordata; Mammalia; Rodentia; Cricetidae
Product: asparagine synthetase domain-containing protein 1-like
Exons: 2
Coding region: 1-453 (150 amino acids)
Source: RefSeq, a predicted model, not a curated record
AUGUGUGGCAUUUGCUGUUGUGUGAUUCUCACUGGGAUUGGUGCCGAUGAGCAGCUGGCAGGCUACUCCAGUCAUUGUGUCCGCUUCCAGUCUCUAGGUCUAGAAGGUCUGAAUGAGGAAAUAGCAAUGGAACUGGGUCGCAUCUCCCCCAGAAACCUCGGCUGUGAUGACAGAGUUAUUGGUGAUCAUGGAAAGGAAGCCAGGUUUCCUAUCCUGGGUGAGAACGUUGUGUCUUUCCUAAACUCCCUGCCGGUGUGGGAGAAGGCAGACCUGUCUUUGCCGCCAGGACUUAGUGAGAAGCUCCUUCUACGCCUCCCAGCUGUUGAACUUGGCCUCACAACCUCAGCCCUCCUGCUGAAGCCGGCCAUGCAGUUUGGAUCUAGAAUUGCAAAACUGGAGAAAACUGACGAGAAAGCGUCUGAUAAGUGUGGAAGGCUCCAAAUCCUUCCUUAG